Arachis ipaensis is the source of this 978-nucleotide messenger RNA. The record is from RefSeq and is a predicted model, not a curated record. NCBI's taxonomy places the organism in Eukaryota, Viridiplantae, Streptophyta, Magnoliopsida, Fabales, Fabaceae.
AUGGAUGAUUCAAUUUCAAAUUGUCAGCUGAACCAGAGCGAAGUGAAUUUUGAAACUGAAUCCAAUGAAGUUCUUGAGACCUUCUGUGGUGUUGAUGACCAGUUUGUCCCCAAGGUUUGGAUGACUUUUAACACCCUUGAAGAUGCUGCAAAAUUCUAUAAGGAUUAUUCGAAUGUUGCAGGUUUUUUUACAAGAAGGGAGCAAAGAGAGAGAGAAUCGGAUGCUGCAGAUAUUCACACUGUCAUACCGUGUGCAACAAAGUCCUUCAUAGAAGCUCAGUUUCAACAUGUGUACACCCACCAAAAUUUCAAGGAAGUCCAAGCACAAUUCAGAGGGAAGGAGAAUUGCAUCACAAGAUUGACCAAUUCCGCUUUAGGCUAUUUAGUAUACGAAGUUGGAGAACAAGUUUUCGACUCAACAUUAAACAAGUUUGCUGUUACUUAUGAUUCAGUAGCAGCCCAAGUGAAAUGUCAGUGCUUAUUAUUUGAGUCAAGAGGGAUAUUGUGCCAUCACGUCCUAAGUAUGUUAAGCUUUGAACGAGUAACCCAAGUGUCACCAAGAUACAAAUUGGAACGAUGGAGCAAGAAUGUAAAGAGGAGACACACUCAUAUCAAGAGCAGCCACGACGAGUCACUAUUAGAGCCAAGAAGCAAGAGGUUUGACGAAUUGGUGUUUCGUUCGCAAAAUAUAUACGGAUUUGCAUCAGAAUCCGAGGAGCUCACUGCCAUUCUGCACCGUGCCUACAAUAACGUCGUGGUUGAGAUGGAAGAAUUGAAAGCAAAAAGGAAGGGGUCAUCUUCGUUAUCUUACGAAGAUGCUAACUUGAAAUCCGUUAACGAGCUUCAAAGUCCUCUGAGGGUUCGAACAAGAGGACGUCCAAAAAAUAGGCUAGGUUCAAAUAGGGCCGUCAAAAUGGGCCAAAUCCGUUGGGUCAGCCCAUUUACCCAUUUAAAUGGGCGGGCUAUGCCUCCAAAAUGA